GCCGCGCCAGUCGUGAGUUGGCGUUCGCUCUGUAUGCGCGCGUGCGCUCGCCACCAGCACUCUUUGCUCGAGAAACGCCAAAUUCUUUUGUUUUCGUCCGCCAAACAAAGCCACCCGUGUUUAAAUUCAUCGCCGCCUACCACAUUCGACUCAUUCUUCGACGGUUGUGUCGCGAAAACGCAUCUACUUGCUGCAGUCUGAAAACCUCGUGAGGAGUUGUCAGUGAAUGAAACAUACGUAAAUACUCAUCGUGUUUGGGUGUAGUUGUGGUGCGUGUCGCGUGUGCUGCGGAUUGGUGCGCAGUUUGAAAGCCAUCAGCUGAUUUUCGCACAUAUCGAUUAUUUUUCUGGAUUACUAUACGCACUGCGAGGGGAUUUCGGUAUCGUACGCACGUAACGCAACAGAUUGAAAGCAAAGCGGAGGAAAUCAUCACAAGACACAAGACAUCCCUGGGGGAGCUAGCUGAGAACGUAGGCCAAUUAGGAUAAUCAACACACAACAUGGAGAAGGAGAGCAAUCCAAUGCAGGCCCUCUGCCGGUCGGGGUGCGGCUUCUACGGAUGUCCAGCCACCGAUGGUUUAUGUUCAAUAUGUUAUAAGGAAGCUUUAAAGAAGAAACAACAACCGCCAGUUUCAGCGCCGAGCCCUUCCAGCAGUACGUUUGUACCGUCGCGCCCCAGCCCCAUGGAGACCGCGACGGCGCAGCCGACGGUACCGCGCCUCCCAUCGCCGAUUUGCAGCUCGGAACAGUCAACGACAGAUUUACCUAUUGCAGAAGAUGACAGUGUUAAUCCUGGCAGUAGUAGUGUUGAGGCGGCAGAUCACGAUGGCUCGGAUAAAGACGAUAAGGAUGCUAAAAAGAAAAAGAACCGUUGCGCCGUGUGUCGCAAGAAAGUUGGUCUUACAGGCUUUGAAUGCCGUUGUGGAGGUCUUUUCUGCGCGGCGCAUCGAUACAGCGACAAGCACGACUGCUCCUUCAACUACCGCGAGAUGGGCGCGCAGGAGAUCCGACGCAACAAUCCCGUGGUGGUCGGCGAAAAGAUUCAGAAGAUAUGAACCCCGCCACUAGUGCCAUCCGCAACGCAUAAUAAAAUUCAUCUAAUAACAAUUAAAAUAACACCGCCGAAGAUCUAGCGUCGUCAUCGUCGUCGACACACCACCUCCAACAGCAACAACAACAACAACAACACCAUCACUUCCACCACCACCAACAACGGAAACAGAACGCGCCCGAGUGCUGGAACGCUUAUUAAAAAGUGACUAGUGCGGAAAAACAUAAACGAUGAUUUAAAACAAAUAUAUAUAUUAAUAUUAUCUUAAAAACACACACACAAAAAGAAAGAAAAGAAUUCUAUAUAGUAUACUAUACAUAAUAUAUAUAAUUGAGAUGCGGAGGGAAGUCGGGGGAGCCGAGAGUCUGGAACGGAAGCGGGAUUUGCCACAACAACAACAACAACAAUAAACACGUUGAAGAUGCGGAUGGAAAUUGACGCGCACGCAAAUUUACAUUACAACUAAACUCUAUCAUAUUAAAAACACGAAAUUUUCAACGUAAAACCAAUCUGCUGCUGCUGCGAAUGUUGUUAACUAUUAAAACGUGUGUUGAUUCAAUUGCGCAACAAGAUUGUUACCCCAAUUGGCGGAGAUUGAUUCUUAUUUUUGUUUGCGUUUCUUGCGUUCACGUAAAAGCCGUACUUUUUAUUUGAAUUAUUUUGAUGACGAUAUAUGAGAACACUGCCUACCUCUUUACGGAAAGAAAUUUUGCUAAUUGACAACUGCUAAGUUAUAUUUUGUUAAAUUCGAUUCAGGCGAUUUGUUUUGAGUCUGUUUGAUUCAACAAAACAAUGUUUGCGAAUGCGGUUCCUCUCUGGAUUGAUGUGUAUUAAAUGUAGCAGUGCGUUUUUGACUAGCAAGGAAGUCGCUUGUAGAGACUUGGAUAUCGACAUCAAUCAUUUGUUUGUGAAAUCUUAUAAAUUCGAACACACACAUACACAAGCAUAGCGUGAUAUUUUUGACGACUGAUGACGCGCGUUUCUGUUAUAACAAGAAUUGUUUAUUAUCUGGGGCAAUGUGUAUAAUACUAAAGUAGGUGUGUGUGUGUGUGUGUGUGAGUGAGGGUGGCGAUGCUGUAAGGAGGGCGUGCGAAAUGCCUGACUUCGUUUGCGCGUUUGGACAUGUUUGCGUUCGUUGCGAUUUUCUCGGUUCUCUUCUAGACGUAUUUUGCAAUUUGCAAUUGUUUUGAAUUGAUUGAAUUGGAUAUAAGAUGUCUCUGUUGUCGUGUGUCGGCUGAAGGGGUGUGGUAGACUUGCAACCCGGCAAAGUUGGCCGAUUUUACGCAUCCGAAUUGAAUUUAUUCACAUUGAUUAUGAUUGUUUUAUGUAUCUAUUUCGCCAAAACGCAAAACGACAAAAAAAUGAAAUAACUGUGGUGUAUUUUUCAAAAUAUAGUUAGUUAAUUUGUUUUUAGUAGCAUAAUUAUAUUGUUUCUCUAUUUACUACUAUUAUCCAUAUAAAAUUAUAUAUAUAAACAUAUAUAAAAUUU
Molecule: messenger RNA, 2540 nt
Organism: Dalotia coriaria
Lineage: Eukaryota; Metazoa; Arthropoda; Insecta; Coleoptera; Staphylinidae
Gene: drn
Product: doctor no
Exons: 5
Coding region: 501-1055 (184 amino acids)
Molecular function (GO): DNA binding; zinc ion binding
Source: RefSeq, a predicted model, not a curated record